Molecule: messenger RNA, 2898 nt
Organism: Kalmanozyma brasiliensis GHG001
Lineage: Eukaryota; Fungi; Basidiomycota; Ustilaginomycetes; Ustilaginales
Product: VRR-NUC domain protein
Exons: 1
Coding region: 1-2898 (965 amino acids)
Biological process (GO): interstrand cross-link repair
Cellular component (GO): nucleus
Molecular function (GO): 5'-flap endonuclease activity; 5'-3' exonuclease activity; flap-structured DNA binding
Source: RefSeq, a predicted model, not a curated record
AUGUCGAUCAGAGGAGUAGACGACGCAGAAGCAGCAAUCACGCCAAAGGUGACGGCUCAAGAAGCGGACAGCGCAGAUAGCAUGCCGGACUUUGAGGUCACCGGCAGCUCCUCGCUUCCGCAAAAGGCAUACACCAACACAUACCGACCAGGCUCGCGCUCGUCCAUGUAUCCCGAGCUCUUUCAGGAGAUGCUCUGCAAUGUGCUCGAGUCCGAGUCCUAUCUCUUCUCCAACGCCGAGCUCGAUCUUCUUUCUGCCUUCUUCAUGCUUCCAUACCCGGCACGCUACCUGUUCGUGCGCCUCCUCCAGCGAAAGAAGGUUACCUGGUAUCGCCUCGACCGUCUCGAAGCGUACCGCGCGGAAGUGCAGGAUCUCAAAGAAGCAACCGAGCAGCUGGCGACGCCCGUCUCUUCUCCUCCCACUGAGGGGCCCAAAGUUGAGGUCGCUAGGAUGGAAGAGGAGGAUCGACGCAAGAUAGCACUUGAUACGGACAAGGAGAACGCUGUGCUCACGCUUCCCAGUCUUCAGCGCGAGCUCAAACUAGACGAGGAGACAGGCUUACCUCUCAAGCCCACCUACCGCCAUAAGCAACCCCUGGCCGAAUCCUCGAUACCGGCGAACGGUGCGAUUCAGAAUGCUAUCAAGCCGAAGAGCAGCACGCAAGAGGCAUCGCUACAUCGCUUCGUCAUGACCGAGCGCGACAUGAAGGGCGGAAUAGCCGAGUCCCUCUCGCUGCUCACCAUCGAAGAGCUCAAGGUCAUCGCAAAGAACAUGGGCAUCGCCAAGAUUGGCACCACACGGGCGCAGAUUGUUGCUGCGCUUUCGGCAACAAAGUCGCAGUCAAUGCUAUUCAGGAGCCCGACCAAGCCGACGAGUCGGCCACUGAGCGGAAACACAACCGCCAGCACAAAGCAGCAGCAGCUUACUCUGAACUUCACGGGCGCCUCCAAGGCAGGUCAACCACAAGCAUCACGCCUCAAAGAUGAGCUAUCAGCCGCGCUCGGUGGAGGCUGUGUUCAGGUCCUCCCUGCUGUGCGUUCGCUGGUCGAUCGUGUGGCGCUCGUCUACUAUCGUGGCAACCUUCUCGGCAGUGCAGCGCUUACGACUGCCAUCUUGUCGCGCUCGCGGAUCCGCAAUUACCCCAACUACACCUACAGGCGCACCAGCUUCCUCUUUCCAUCUCGAGACCACCUCAUCGCCUUCGAGCGCGCCCUCAGCAUCGAAGCUGAGAUGGAGUACCUCAUCCAAUUCGGCAAGAGCGAGGCCGACUUUCAGACCGCACUUGACCUCUUCGAGUCAGUGUGGGCCGAAUGGAAGUCAUGCGUGCAGGAAUGCGUUUUAGCGCAUCCGGAAGGCAUCGACAAGAUGGUCUACCACCGCAUGCGAUUCCAUCCCGGAUGGGUGCUGACGAGGGUUGUGUACAAAGGCGCGACGGUGCUGGCGAGAUUCAAGCUGCGAGAACGGGAGAAGGAGGUGCUGCAGGCACUGCUCGAUCAGAGGGUCUUUCGACGUGGUCGACGUGGCGACUGGUACGAUCGGCUGGCGCUCAUCACAGCGCUCUACUCGGACGACCAGCGCAAAGGCAAGAAAGAAGCGCUCAGCAUCAGCGUACAAGGCAUGCAGGAUCCGGACACCCAUCUCAUCUACCACGACACCUUGCAACGGCGAAUCGCGCGGCUCGAGUCGCAGCUCCGCGUUCCUCGAUCCGAGCAACACGACUUCUCGUAUACGAAGCUCAAGAAGACGUCGGAGGUGCACUUCAAGAGUGUCAGGCUAGAUGCGAUGGUGGAGACCGACACUCGCACGAACGAACCCAUCACGGCUCUCUCGCGGUUCCUGCAGGCAGGAGAUUCGCCGCCGACGUCGCCAGAUGAGCCCCGAUCGAAAGGCGGCAGAUCGUCGCCCGGUUCCCGUAGCGGCAGCAGCAGUCCGACUAAGGGAUCGCCGGUCAAGCGCUCGUCUAGCGGAUUCGAGAUCCGCAAACCACUCUUCAAGCGGGUCAAGAUCGAGUCCUUCGCCGACAGUGCUGCAGUCAAAGGCGAUCCAGACUCGCCAUUCAUAUUGUCGCCCAAAGCCGAGUCGCCUGGCAAUGUUGUCGAUCAAGCCCGCCUGACUCCCGUCUCGGACACCUCCUCAGAUCAGAUCCCAAUCAAAAAGGAGGAUCUAGACGAUAUUUCUUGGGAUGACAUCACCGCCCCCGCACCGGACCCGACGGCCCUCUCCAUUCUAUCCAACGGCGAGUCCCCAACGUCCGUCGCCCAUUCCACCCGCCGUUCGAUGCGCAGCGUGUGGCGCGGCCUCGACAACGCCCCUGUCCACGUCGAGCAGCUCUGCCUUCAACACUACGCUCUUCAAAACUUCAAAGGGUAUCACUGCGAGGGCAAGCUGCUGACCAUGAUCUUUGUGAUGGUCAUGUGGGACAUCAUCUUCCUCCCUGACAUUGCUGGAUCGUUUGAGACGCCGUACCAGUCUGCGCCGCUGGAUUUGGGCAGUGAUUCGUUCCCCAUCGUCCGCAGUGCGCAGAUACGGGAGCGGCUAGACUACGUCUCGCGGACAGGCGGGCUGGAUCUCAUCGAACAGGUGGAUGAUCGCGAACGACCGAACAAGACCUGGGCCGUCGGCUGCCGUUGGGACCUGUUCAGCAAACAAGACCUUUUGGAGGUGGCAGAGUGUCUGGGAGGGCAUUCGAUCAGUGUGGUGUGCCAGAUGCUGUGCGAGGAAUGGGAUCACUGCUCCUCGGGUAUGCCUGAUCUGGUCAUCUGGAGGAUGGAGGAUAAGGUGGUGCGAUUUGUCGAGGUCAAAGGGCCGGGAGAUCGAUUGAGCGAGACGCAAAAGGUGUGGAUCGACAUCUUGCUCAGGGCGGGGAUCGAGGUUCAGGUGGGCAUUGUUAGCGAAUAG